AAGUUUUUUUCAGAGCAGAUUAAAUGCUUAAAGGGAUGUUAACAUCGUACUUUGGUAGAUACCAGGCAUAUUAUAUGUUUCCGAGUCAAUAUAAUACAAUGGGGAGAACGUUUGGUCCGGAUUUAGUUAUACCGACAGUCCAACGUCAACAUUUCUAUAAUGCUCAAGAACACGACAUAUAUUACCCUCAUUCAAAUCAUUUAAUGCAGCAGCAACAACAACAGCAGGAGCAACAGCAGCAACAACAACAUAAUUUAGAAGAAACUGACAACAAAAGAAAAAAGUUACAAUCAGAAACAAAACAAAGCAAGGAAAAAAAUAAUGAAAGCGAACAAGAACAUUUUAAGCCGGGGCAGAAUUCAGAAAUAAAGUUUUCUAUCGAACGCAUUCUUUCAAACGAGAGCACUAGCAGAGUUGGAGAAGUGACAGAAGAAAGAUUUUCAGAAAAUGAGGACGAUGACGGUGAUGAAGACGAAGACAUUGAAUGUAACAGUGAAGAUAUGAAAAUAGAAACGGACACUGAUGAGUCGACACAUUACGAGUGGCUUCAUUGCACCAGAUACAAACCACCAAAACUUCAACGUACAAGGAAAAAGGAAAGCAGCAAGAAACGAAAGUUAGGACGAAACCCACGUGUUCCGUUUACACAACAUCAAGUGGUCGGCUUAGAACGGAAGUUUGGUCGCACACAUUAUCUAAGCAGUAUGGAUGUUGCAGAGCUCUCAUCAGCUCUGAAUCUUACAGAAACAAGGGUGAAAAUAUGGUUUCAAAACCGUCGUGCAAGAGAAAGAAGAAAUAACCAAACAAAACAGACGACAAAUCAAGGAACUGAACAGGCGGAAGGACGCGAUCCGAAAUUUAUAUUCGCUCCAUCUACAUCCUGCUUUGGGUCUUCUAUGGUUUUAGCCAACCCGGAUGCUUCACAAAGGUCAUUAACACAAUUACACGAGGCUUUGCAACACUGUUCAGCCUUCGCACCGCUACCGUUUAGACAUAACACAAGUGGUACAUAAAUAAACUUACCAUUCCACUAAAGACUAUCUUAAGAAAUGGUUAGUCGA
Ruditapes philippinarum (Manila clam) is the source of this 1061-nucleotide messenger RNA. Its product is annotated as homeobox protein MSH-C-like. Gene Ontology annotation, cellular component: nucleus. The coding region runs from base 24 to 1013 and encodes 329 amino acids. NCBI's taxonomy places the organism in Eukaryota, Metazoa, Mollusca, Bivalvia, Venerida, Veneridae. The record is from RefSeq and is a predicted model, not a curated record. Gene Ontology annotation, biological process: embryonic morphogenesis; regulation of transcription by RNA polymerase II. Gene Ontology annotation, molecular function: DNA-binding transcription factor activity, RNA polymerase II-specific; RNA polymerase II transcription regulatory region sequence-specific DNA binding. The transcript has 3 exons.